Molecule: messenger RNA, 831 nt
Organism: Truncatella angustata
Lineage: Eukaryota; Fungi; Ascomycota; Sordariomycetes; Amphisphaeriales; Sporocadaceae
Exons: 1
Coding region: 1-831 (276 amino acids)
Source: RefSeq, a predicted model, not a curated record
AUGAAGUCACCCUUAAUCCUGGGGGUCGUCCUGAUCCUCGCCUCACAAGCCGCCGCUUCGGCAUUGGUCAAUCCAUGGCAGAUUGUGUUCUACUGGUACACCUACCGGCUUUCCGUCCUGGCCAACGACGUAAGCGGUAACAAAGACGUUGCCGCGACAUGCCGUGGGACUGGACCUGGAAAUAGCUGCAACUUUGACGAAUUUGCUGAGUAUAUCCAGGCUCGGAACAAAGACUACUCUCCUUUCCCCAAGGGAACCAUCGGCACGGAUCUCACACCCGAUCCUCAGGAUGCCGUCAACAAGAUCAAUAAAGCAACUUGGAAAUCGUCCAAUCCUCAAGACCCGCGCACUUUGUUUCCCGCGAAGUGGGGCAAGUCCAAGACCCUACCAGGGCUCGGCGAAAUGCUUCAAGAGGCUGUCGAUAUUGCCAACAAGAUCCGGUCCUCUUCUACCGCUGUUGCAAAGCUUGGGGGCGAUAUGACAAAGGUAGUGGAGCUGACCAACAUGAAGUCGGUGUUGAAUACUAUCUCCAUUGCCCGCAAGCAGGAUUUCUGGGAUGCGAAUACGUACAAGCUGAUCGCGAAUGCGCUGAAGGCCGACAGCAUCGAUGUGCAGCCCAAGACUAUGCAGGGCCUGGAUGGCAAGACAUUCACAUUGAUCGAUACCGAGGCCCUCGUCAAGGGAGCGCCUAACCCUGGCGAUCUACGCAAGAGCAUCACAAACGCCUUGGCCAGCAACCCGACCACCAAGAAGAUCAAGAAUCACCCCAAUGCCAUUGCGAAGGUGGACGAGGCUCUGAGCGAUCUGUUGAGUACAAUCGCUUGUACAUAA